UACACCCUGCACUACCUUCUACUCCUCCCGGAAAUAGUAGAGUCGUAUCUUUAGAGCGCGUUGAAGAACAGUAUUUUUCAACUUCACUUCCCGUUUUAGGUUAGAGUUAAUCCCCCCAGAAAUCCGUUGUUUGCUACGCGGAACCUAUUCGCUGUUGUGCUUAUCCGACUACCGGUAAACGAAACGGCGUGUGUUCUGUUUGCUACCCGUUUGGACCACCCCAACCGGUUCAACCCCUCCACCGCACUCUCCAACCCAACCUGGCCUCAUCGUCCCCAGAACAACACAACAACCGCCCCCUGGAUUGCUUCGACUCCGGGCCCUUCCACCCAGAAUUUUGCUAUAGCAUAUCAAACCUUUCGACAUGGCUGAAUUCGUCCGCGCUCAGAUCUUCGGAACAACUUUCGAGAUAACAAGCAGGUGGGGCUUUUCCCCACGCCAUUCAUGGAAUCACCAGAGAAACGUCCGGCACAGAGUGGGCUAACAACGACCAGAUAUACUGAUCUGCAGCCUGUGGGAAUGGGUGCUUUUGGUCUCGUCUGGUAAAUAAACGAUCCCUCUCCUCCGGAUCUAUAGUGGUUCAUGAGGAAAAUAUCGCUGAACACUCGCCCUAAAGCUCUGCCAAAGAUCAACUGACCGCUCAGUCUGUCGCUAUAAAGAAGAUCAUGAAGCCUUUCAGUACGCCAGUUUUGUCCAAGAGAACUUAUCGUGAGCUGAAACUGCUCAAGCACUUGCGACAUGAGAAUGUAACUUGCUCCACCCUUCCUCACACCUUGUGCCGUGUCUUUACUGAUAUUAUUUUACAGGUCAUUAGUCUUAGCGAUAUCUUCAUAUCUCCUCUGGAGGACAUGUAUGCAGACAACACUCACCACACAGCUACGUGCGGUAUCCUAACGCUGAAAUAGUUACUUCGUCACUGAGCUCCUUGGCACCGAUUUGCACCGGUUACUGACCUCCCGGCCAUUGGAAAAGCAGUUCAUCCAGUACUUUCUGUACCAGAUCCUGGUAGGCUACCUAAUGUCGAUUAGAUGGAAGGCGCGCGCCUGCUAAUGCUGUGACAGCGCGGGCUGAAAUACGUUCAUUCCGCUGGCGUCGUCCACCGUGACCUGAAACCUAGUAACAUCUUGGUCAACGAGAACUGUGAUCUCAAGAUUUGCGAUUUUGGCCUCGCCCGGAUUCAGGAUCCCCAAAUGACUGGCUAUGUCUCUACAAGGUACUAUCGUGCACCGGAGAUUAUGCUCACAUGGCAAAAGUAUGAUGUUGAGGUGGAUAUCUGGAGUGCGGGAUGUAUAUUCGCGGAGAUGCUGGAAGGAAAGCCGCUGUUCCCAGGGAAAGACCAUGUCAACCAGUUCUCAAUCAUUACCGAACUUCUCGGAACACCCCCUGAUGAUGUUAUUCACACAAUCUGCAGCGAAAAUGCAAGCCCCCCUUUCCCCUCCCUUUCCCCUCUGAUGUCCUUCCUCCUGCGGUUGCUAACGGUUCGCACAGACACUGAGGUUCGUCCAGUCGCUCCCUAAGAGGGAGCGCCAACCUCUUUCCGAAAAAUUCAAAAACGCAGAUCCACUUGGUUAGCCCGAUCUAGAGCUCUUCAAGAUGUCGACCGCCUAGCUAACCCUUUUUAGCAAUCGACUUAUUGGAACACAUGCUCGUCUUCGACCCGAAGAAGAGGAUUACUGCUGAGACAGCUUUGGCUCACGAGUAUUUGGCGCCUUACCAUGAUCCCACGGAUGAACCGGUGGCGGGAGAGAAAUUUGAUUGGUCCUUCAAUGAUGCGGACCUGCCAGUUGAUACAUGGAAAAUCAUGAUGUACGGAUGAACCCCCCUCAUUCGCCAAUUCAAGCUCUACAAGCUGGAAUGCUGACUGGACCCACCCGAAGGUACUCGGAAAUUUUGGAUUAUCACAAUGUAGACGGAUCCGCUCAGUCAUAGAGUGAUGAGUGACCACUUUGUGAAGUUAGGGCUAUAGGGCUCGCACUGCGCUUCAAUCCCUCUCUGUACUCCUCGAUUUUGAACUCUUUAGUGGUUUCAUGUCUAGUUUCAUAUUCCCUCUCGGCGUAUGCGUAUGUUUCUUUACCAGUGUUUUCUAUUGUGCUGCGGGCCGGGUUGAACCUGACCCUUGGUGGGCUGUGCGGAGAGAGCAACCUAAAGAAAGGACUGGCGGACGAUGGGGCAUGAUAAAACGAACGCCUCUCUUUUCUUCUUGAUUUCUUAUUUCUUUACCGUUCACCCGUGGGAUCGGCGAACGGCUGGCGAGAGUAGGGUAGAGUAGGGUAUGGGUAACGAGGAAAAACGUAUACAUGCGGUACACGUGCGGAAGCAAGACCACGGUACCCUGCGGGAAAUCUUGCAACUUGACUGGUCUUAUAUUAUGGCAAGAUCGUGAUAGUCUGCAUUGGGGUUUUCCCAAAGUGGUCUCUCGCUCUUUUUUUUUCUCCUUCUUUUUCUCGCCUGUUGUUGAAGUAUUAUUAAAAAUAAAUGUACUAUACGAUAGUCCAAGUUUUGUGGAAGACCGAAAGAUGAUUCGCCAUCGAUCAUUCAUCCUA
This is a messenger RNA of Tuber aestivum (summer truffle), 2543 nucleotides long. NCBI's taxonomy places the organism in Eukaryota, Fungi, Ascomycota, Pezizomycetes, Pezizales, Tuberaceae. The record is from the annotation of a GenBank genome assembly.